AUGACCCUAUCCAAACCACCAAUAUCGUCCGUCCCCGUCGUGUGCGUCGUAGCGUGUCUCAUGCCCGAACUGGGCAUCGGUUGCAACGGCGCGCUACCCUGGCGCCUGCCCCGCGAGAUGGCUAACUUCAAGCGCAUCACCUCUGCCACUUUCGCUCCUGGAAACAGAAACGCAGUCGUUAUGGGACGCAAGACCUGGCAGUCCAUUCCUCCCAAGUUUCGCCCACUACCUGGCCGGGCCAAUGUCGUAGUGUCACGCCAAUUUCCUCACGCGCUCGCAGCUCAGGACUCAGAUGCCGCUCUCUUUCACAGUAACUCGCUCACACGCUGCUUAGAACUGCUUCCGCAGCAAGUACCGGACCUCGAGCGCAUCUACGUGAUCGGUGGUGGUGAAGUCUACGCCCAAAGUUACACGCUAUGCGACGCAAUGCUCAUCACCGAGAUCGAACCAGAGCACCCUGAGUCGCGGCCACCAAUGGACACCUUUCUCGACGUAGACACCGUCCACACUCAUUUUGAGCGCGCCCAGAACAUAGACGGAUUCCUACCACCGGCCGUACACCUACCUACAGACGACUACUUGUCCGAGAACGGCUACCGCUACAAAUAUGCCCUCUACAAGCGCCCAACGGCAACCAUGCCCAACAAUAAAGCACUGUAG
This is a messenger RNA of Lachancea fermentati, 660 nucleotides long. The record is from the annotation of a GenBank genome assembly. Lineage: Eukaryota; Fungi; Ascomycota; Saccharomycetes; Saccharomycetales; Saccharomycetaceae.